ACCCCUUGAGACAUUGUGGCGUUGAUGCAGAAAAGUCGGCACUCGUUUCCCUUCCGCGACGCGAGCUUGCUGUCUAUAAACGUGCAUCUUCGUUUCCAUACACCACACUUAAAAUCGCAGCAACUCAUAGAUUCAACAUCUUCUCUCACUGAGAGUAACAACAGUACGAAAUGCUUCCGCCUUCGUUUUCAAUUGCACUUGAAGAGCACGCUGCAUUCCCAUCUCUGGGAGCGGAUAAGCCGUUCUUUCGCGAUACCUUCAAGGUAUUCCCAAAAUGCCUAGAAGAGGCGGAAGACCACUCAACCGGCCGCCUCGCGACUAUGGACGAGGGUCACAUAUCUUACCAGAUCAUGUCUCACUUGCCGGGCACGGGCAAUGACAGGCCCGAAGCCUGCCAAAAAGCGAACGACGAGAUGGCCGAAGCGAUCAAGAAGAACCCCACUCGUUUUGGUGGUUUCGCUGCCCUCCCAAUGGCACAUCCGGAAGAGGCGGCUAGGGAACUAGAACGAGUUGUCAAGGAAUUGGGCUUUCAGGGUGUUUUGAUCGACAGUCAUCUCGACGACAUGACCCAUUUCGACAACGAACGCUUCUGGCCCGUCUUUGAGAUGGCCGAACGUCUUGAUGUUCCGAUUUACAUCCAUCCGGGACCACCCCCGGAGACCUUCGUAGAAGAAAGAUAUGGCGGCAAUUAUGCCGCUGACGUCGCGCUGGGGUUAUCGACAGCUGCUUGGGGUUGGCACGAGGACGUUGGACUGCACAUUCUCAAGCUCUUUUCAGCCGGCCUCUUCGAUCGCUUCCCCAACGUGAAAAUCAUCAUCGGUCAUAUGGGCGAGAUGAUUCCUAUGAUGAUUGAUAGAGCGAGUGAACUGCUGAGUAGAUACCGGAAAAGCGAGGGCGGACGUAGCCUCUAUGAUGUCUGGGAUCAGAACAUAUGGGUGACCUCAAGCGGCAUGUUCAGCGUGAGAGCCCUCGAGAUGCUCCUGAAGGUAACAAAGAAGGAUCGGAUCAUGUAUAGCAUCGAUACCCCUUUUAGCAAAAACAUUCAGGGGUGGAAGUAUCUCCAAGAACUCGCGGAGAAAAGAACGUUGUCGAAGGAAGACUUGGACAACUUUGCAUUUGGGAAUGCUAAAAACCUGUUCAAGUUAAACUUCGAGCUCAAGAAAUUUUGAGUCCCUGGUCCUUUUUCGGUAUUACAGCGUCGGGCCCUAAGCACGUUCCCAACAUACCUAGUCCUCGAUUAGCCAAUAAGAAGCGAUAAUUUGCCUUACGUAAGA
Annulohypoxylon truncatum is the source of this 1274-nucleotide messenger RNA. RefSeq names its product amidohydrolase 2. Gene Ontology annotation, molecular function: hydrolase activity; carboxy-lyase activity. Gene Ontology annotation, cellular component: cytoplasm; cytosol. Bases 171 to 1169 code for a protein of 332 amino acids. The record is from RefSeq and is a predicted model, not a curated record. NCBI's taxonomy places the organism in Eukaryota, Fungi, Ascomycota, Sordariomycetes, Xylariales, Hypoxylaceae. The transcript has a single exon. Gene Ontology annotation, biological process: secondary metabolic process.